Molecule: messenger RNA, 464 nt
Organism: Entrophospora sp. SA101
Lineage: Eukaryota; Fungi; Glomeromycota; Glomeromycetes; Entrophosporales; Entrophosporaceae
Source: the annotation of a GenBank genome assembly
AUGAGUAAUUAUAAUGAGAGUAUACAACCAUGGGUUGAAAAAUAUCGCCCAAAAGACAUUGAUAGCGUUAGCUCACAAGAACAAACUAUUGCGGUUUUAAAAACAACACUCAAGUCACAAAAUUUGCCACAUAUGUUGUUUUAUGGACCUCCAGGAACUGGAAAAACUUCAACAAUAUUAGCUUUAGCUCAUGAAUUGUUUGGUCCAGAAUUAAUGAAAAGUCGUGUUUUGGAAUUGAAUGCAUCAGAUGAACGUGGAAUUCAAGUUAUUAGGGAAAAGGUAAAAAAUUUUGCACGUGCAACAGUUAGUCGACAUGUAAGCGAAUAUCCUUGUCCACCUUACAAAAUCAUUAUACUGGAUGAAGCUGAUUCAUUGACACAUGAUGCUCAAACAGCUUUAAGACACAUAAUGGAAAAUUAUUCUAGAAUCACUCGUUUCUGUUUGAUUUGUAAUUAUGUUAGCCG